Puccinia graminis f. sp. tritici CRL 75-36-700-3 is the source of this 615-nucleotide messenger RNA. RefSeq lists its product as uncharacterized. The record is from RefSeq and is a predicted model, not a curated record. The transcript has a single exon. Bases 1 to 615 code for a protein of 204 amino acids. Lineage: Eukaryota; Fungi; Basidiomycota; Pucciniomycetes; Pucciniales; Pucciniaceae.
AUGCAGACAUUUGGACAUGUCCUACAUGUCUUGUGGCUGACAAAGCGUCUACAUGCCAGCUCUUUGGGAUGGGGUCCUCUGGUGGGAGGAAACCAUCCCAAGGACUCCCAGCAAGCUAGUUUUCAAACCAGCUCGUCGGAAGGAAUCCCUUCUGACAAGCUGGUAGACAAUGGCAAAGACAACCCAUUCUCCGCCGCCAGUCCGGCGAUCUCUAACCUGUUGCCGCUUGGCAAUUGGCCAAGCUUCAGCCAAUCCAACUCCCUCAACCACGGAAACUUUGGAGGCCUGCUUUCUCCUGCUAGCAAUCAAUUGUCACCUAUCAUUGGACCCUCAUCCGGGCCCUCUUUGUCCACCGGCAGUGACAACAAUUGGGCAACGGUGAUCCCUGAUCAGCUGUUGGAGGAAAAGCAAGACAUUCCUGAUGUUGACCAGUCUGCCGGCCCGGAACAACCAGCGGCCCCCUUACCUCCCUCACUUACCGCUCAGGAUACACUUGCAUCUCCUUCAAAGACAGCGAGCUGUUUUACAAACCAGCUCGCAGGGAGGAACCCUUCCCAACAAGCUGGUGAACAUACCAGCUCAUCAGAAGGGAUUCCUUCUGACAAGCUGGUUUGA